Messenger RNA from Hevea brasiliensis (rubber tree), 1260 nucleotides. RefSeq lists its product as uncharacterized. The record is from RefSeq and is a predicted model, not a curated record. The transcript has 2 exons. The coding region runs from base 406 to 741 and encodes 111 amino acids. NCBI's taxonomy places the organism in Eukaryota, Viridiplantae, Streptophyta, Magnoliopsida, Malpighiales, Euphorbiaceae.
ACUAGUAUUUAAACUUUGAAUAAAUGGUUUUUAAUUCCUACCAAAAUGCUCACCACUUCCAAAAUGUAAGAAAAUUAUUUUAAAAUCCCUUGUAGGGUACUUAAUGAGUUAUCGGUAGGUGAAGUUCGGUAGUUCAUUAAGUAUUCUACGGGAUCAUGUUAUGCCUUACAGAGGAGUAAGGUGUGACACUUGCCCGGAGAAGGGAUGAUAAAUUCUGGUUUUUUCAAGCCCAGGCCGAACUGCGGGCUCUUAACCGAUCUCCCUUCUUCGCUGAAGAACUGGAAAGAUCAGUUUUUCAUACUUAGAAGCAAGGAUCGAAAUGGCUUUGAGAGGAUCUCGCGUAAUUAGAAUUACUUGGUCUCCCAAGUGCCCAAGAAGAUCGCCCUAAAUAAAGAUGAAGACGCCAUGGUGAAGAAGUUGAAAAAUCAGGCUACCGUUCACAAACAUUCAUGUUUGGAUUCGGUCAUGGCUGAACUGAAGUGGUGGAUGAUGCGGCUGAUCGCCCAUGAGGAUUACGAGCUACAACUCUCUGACCUCGGUCCCGUGACUGGUAUGGCGGCAAGUGAGUUUGCAAAAGAGAGCUGUAAGCGAAAAAGAGAGGUAGCUCAGAAAGUACGGGAGAUGAAGGAAGCUGCAGCCUCUGCUGCUCUGACGUCGAGACGGGACUACGUAAAUCCACUACAUGCCUUGUGUCUUCCUCAUCCAAAUGGGUUAUUGAUUCUGGUGCGACAGAUCACAUGACAGGUAAUUCUAGUCUUCUAUCUGCUUUUCAGUCUAAUCUCACUUCCUCCUCUAUUGUUACUUUAGCUGAUGGUUCUACUUCUUGUGUCAUGGGUUCUGGAACUGCGAACCCGACUUCGUCAAUUUCUUUGUCAUCUGUUUUGUGUCUACCAAAAUUCUCUUUUAUUCUACUUUCUGUUAGUAAACUUACUUGUACCUUAAAUUGUUCUGUUUUUUUUUUCCUGACCAGUGUUUGUUUUAGGAUCUUACGACGAAGCAAAUUAUUGGUAGAGGACGUGAGUCAGGUGAUCUCUACAUUCUGGAAAAUCAUGUACCGCGGUCACUUGUUUGCUCUAGUACCUUAACACCUCUUGAAGCUCAUUGUAGAUUGGGCCAUCCUUCUUUGUCUACCAUGAAGAAGCUAUGUCCUCAGUUUCAGUCUUUAUCAGUACUAGAAUGUGAGUCGUGUCAGUUUGCAAAACAUCAUCGUUUGCCUUCUGUAUCUAGAGUCAAUAAACGGGCUUCAUCCCCUUUUGAGUU